Molecule: messenger RNA, 6914 nt
Organism: Ictalurus furcatus (blue catfish)
Lineage: Eukaryota; Metazoa; Chordata; Actinopteri; Siluriformes; Ictaluridae
Gene: unk
Product: unk zinc finger
Exons: 15
Coding region: 1595-3907 (770 amino acids)
Biological process (GO): cell morphogenesis involved in neuron differentiation
Molecular function (GO): mRNA CDS binding; metal ion binding
Source: RefSeq, a predicted model, not a curated record
UGAAACUUAUUUAUGAUAAGCUAAAGUGCAUAACAUAUUAAUGUGUGAUAUGACUACAAGUAUGCUUUCAUGAUUUCAUUCUCCUUUUUUGUCUAUUUCAGCAAAUGCAGAUUGAACAGAACAGUGUUCUUUUACACAUGCCGUGUUAUAUUAAAAAAAAAAAAAAAAGGAACAAAUACCUCACAUAAUAAAUAAAUAUAAUAAGAUAUACACACAACACAUUUUAGACCCAAUAAUGAAAGUAAAAAAAAAGGGGAUUUUUUUUUAUACAUAAAAACUAUAUUUUAUGUAUACAGAGAUUGGCUUGGAUUAAUAGCAGAUAUAGAAUUUAUAACAGUAGAGAAUUUUAGUGUACUCCAAUGUACAUUUAUGUAAGAUGACAAACACACUAAACCUGAGUGUGAAUAAUAUUUUCAUGUUUCAAGAACACAUGAAUGUUCUUCAAAAUGAAACAUUUUUCAUAAAAAAUCAAGCAUGAUAGUUGGAAUGUGUGAGGGUGAAUCGAUUGAAAAUAUUGUGACAUAAAUGAGAGAAACAGUGAAUUCAAUUUAUAGAAAAAUUUACAUUUUUAUGUUCUUUAUUCUCAGUAGCCUGUUCUACUGCUUUCUUGAACCUGAUACACUUAUUAAUGUCAACUUGGCCCUGAUGUGUUUUGCUGGUUGACAGUUCAGGGCCCACAGUAAAUAGGCAGAAUAUGUCUGUACACUUUUGAAUAAUGAGCCUUAUAUUUAAUUUAUUUUACAGUUUGAAAAUGUCUGAGAACUGGAAACUUGCAAACCUGGAACUUUCUAAAAAUGCACUUUGCAUCAGUUGGACUGGUUAUUAUUAUUAUUAUUAUUAUUAUUAUUAUUAUUAUUAUUAUCUAUAAUAGUUUGUCUCAGGAAUAUAUUGAUAUAUUAUUUCUUAGGGAAAUGACUAUUGUUUAUCAUUUAUUAAAGAUCACCCUGCUGGGGGGGAAAAAAACAACAAUAGAAGAAUUUGUAAUGGUUUUAAUGAUUAUAAUGGGAAUUGUAUUGAUUUUAAUGGAAACUGUAAUGGUCCCUGUGGGUCUCUACUGGUAAUUUGUUGCCUUCUAUUGUUGGCAUGUUAUGUCUAGUUUAUACCAUUAAGGACCAAUAAUAGUAAUGGUCUUUAUGGUUAGCUGAUGGUUCUAAUGAUGUUUGUACUGGAAACCAUUAGAAUUUCUGUGAUGGUUUCUAUUUUUAUUUUUUCCAGCAGGGCAAGAAUAUAUGACACUGUAUUGAAGUUUAAAACGGAUUAAGCUUUUGGGAAAGCACUUCGGUACUGUUUAUGGGAAGAAAAAUCGCCAGAACAAUAAAUGACUUUCUGUAAACGAAUAUAUAGUUAGUUUAAUAUUUUAUCAAGUUAUCCUUGUCGAAUAAAAACUAGUUUCUAUGUAAAACAACACCGAGGUUGGCGUUUUGUUUAUUUAUGUUCCAACGUCAUCACCAUGAAUCCGGAAGUUACUCCGGGUUCAUGGAAAUACCCGGAAAUACUCCGCGCAUGCGUACAUCAAAAAAGAAAGCAGUCCUCGAAGCUAUUAACAGUUUUAGCUAAAUAGCUUGAUGGCGGUGAUUUUUGUAAUUUAAUAAAGAUGUCCAAAGCGCCUGUACAGGCCAGUGCAUCGGCAGGCAACCUUGGACAUUCAUCAUCAUCCUCCUCUUCUUCACCUCCUUUGUCUUCUCCCGCCAACGCUCUGCACGCGCAAACGGAGAAGCCUCAACACUACACAUAUCUGAAGGAGUUCAGGACGGAGCAGUGUCCUCUGUUUGUGCAGCACAAGUGUACCCAGCAUCGUCCUUUCACCUGCUUCCACUGGCACUUCCUGAACCAGAGACGGAGACGGCCCAUCCGCAAGCGGGACGGCGCGUUUAACUACAGCCCCGAUGUUUACUGCGUCAAAUACGAUGAGGGCACAGGGACCUGCCCCGACGGAGACGAAUGUCCUUUCCUGCACCGGACAGCCGGAGACACGGAGCGGCGCUACCACCUGCGUUACUAUAAGACCGGCUCUUGUAUUCAUGAGACGGACACGAAAGGCCACUGCAGUAAAAAUGGCCCCCACUGUGCCUUUGCUCACGGAUCUCACGAUUUGCGAUGUCCCGUCUAUGAUAUCAGGGAGGCCCAGGCUCUGGAGGUUCAGACCGGAUCCGGUUUGAUGGAGAGCGGAGUCGGGGAUGGACAGUCCGGGUUAGUGGCCAGCGCUGCUCUUAUAGAGAAGACUCUGAGUGAGGAGCCGCGAUGGCAGGAUAACAGCUACGUGUUGUCGCACUACAAGACCGAGCUCUGUAAAAAGCCUCCUCGUCUGUGUCGCCAAGGUUACGCCUGCCCGUACUAUCACAACAGCAAAGACCGCAGGCGCUGCCCUCACAAGCACAAAUACAGAGCCUUGCCGUGUCCCUCAGUGAAGCACAGUGAUGAGUGGGGUGACCCGAGUAAGUGCGAGAGCGGCGAGAGCUGCCAGUACUGUCACACACGUACCGAGCAGCAGUUCCACCCUGAGAUCUACAAAUCCAGCAAAUGCAAUGAUAUGCAGCAGAGUGGCAGCUGCCCCAGAGGGCCUUUCUGCGCCUUCGCCCACCUCGAGAGAGCGAGUAUGAGCGAGGAUCAGCCUUUCCCAGAGUGCAGCUCUUCUCCUUCAUCAGCCCUCACUUCAGCAAUCACAGACAACCCAGAGCAAAGCCUUCUGGGAAGGAUUCUGUACGAGGACACCUCUAUUUUGGAUCCCCUCAAUUCCAUCUGGGCAGGAGAAGUGGGUUAUGGGAAAGCGCCAGGCUUUGAGCGGGAGGAUCAGGCAAAACAUAAGACGUAUGCAAUGGAACAUCGCAAUAAAGAAAUUGGUUCACAUAGCAAGCCGGAGCUGUCUGUGUUUCUACCAGUGGGCAGCCCCCUCAGUCUGUCGUCCAGUGUGCCCUCCAGCCUCGCUGCGACUCCUCCCAGCCCAGCGCCUUCAUCUAGCAUGAAUGCCAACGCACUGCCGUUCUACCCCACCAGCGACACCGUGGAGUCUGUCGUAGAGUCUGCACUGGAUGAUCUGGACCUGAAUGCGUUUGGAGUGUCAGCUCUGGAGAAAAGUCUGGAGAGCAGCUCCAUGCCCAGCAUGGGACUCCUGUUAGGAGGAAGUCAGCUUCAGAGUUCGGCUCCUGUUAACAUCCCUGGAUCCCUCAGCAGCCCCUCCCCUUUCCGAUCUGCCUCCCCGUCUCCUCCAAUCAGAGCUCAUGCUUCUCCAUUUCUGUCUGCCCAGUUACCACCGCCCACCCAAUCAGAGAGCAGCUUUUUGGGACCAUCUCAUAGCUCUUUAGGUCUGAAUGGAAUGAGCAGUAGUAUCUGGGAACAUUUUCCCCUGGGCUGUUCUCCCGGGACACCCCCAGCCCUGCUCUCCGCCGGAACCAUGUUCUCCGAGGCCUCCCGUCUCAAACAGGAAGUGGAGGAGGCUCACAGGGUGCUGAAGCACUGGGACCACAGCUGGAGGCAGAUGUCUCAGUCAUGGGCGGUGCUGAAGGCUGAUGCAGAAGAGGCUCGGUUGCUGGCAGGCCGGUUGGGUUUGGAGGCGGAGCGAGCACGUCAGGCUGAAGAGGAGGCACAGGAACAGGUCACGCUCCUGGAGGAGGCGCUGGAGAGCUUACGCAGCUCCGAUAACCCCCGACUGCAGGUACACCAGCUGCAGCUGUUACACAAACUCCCACUCGGCUCCAUCUGCAGUCUGCAAACUCAGAUCUGCACCUGCUUACGGACGGUGGAACAGGCCGUGUACAGGAAGCAGCGGUUAUGUUGCGUGUCGUGUGAGGAGUUGGGCUGUGUGGCGUUGCCGUGUCAGCACGGUGUGUGCUGUGAACGUUGUGCGGCCUCGGCCGAAUGCCCCGUGUGCUCCGGGCGCCAACAGAGCCUGAAUCUACCCCAGUCCUAACCAACAGCCAUAUAAUACCGAACCGUUCCUUACACUUAGCACUGAACAUCGCUCUGAGCUUCAGCAUCCUCCUCCUGGAGAUUUAGUUCAGUUCCAGCACAAAUCCAACACAAAUCCCGCAGCCAGUUGCAGUAGUUGCAUGCACGUUUGAUUGUAGCCAGAUGUGAAUGUAAUUUGGCACUACAACAAAAAAAAAAAGCAAGUUGCACAAAGUCAGCAUAGUUUUAGUGUAAAAAUGUGUAUAUAUUUUUUUAUAUAUAUAUAGUCUUGGAUUGAGUCAGCCGCUUCAGGUUUCUUUGUUGCUGUUGUUUGAUGUUAAAUUCUUAUUAAAUCGGUUAAAAACCCCAGUUUCAAAGUCUCAACUGAGAACCCCAAGCAUGUCUUGAUGACCAAAGUAAACAUCCCAUAAUAUGCGUAUUAUUUUAUUCUUUCUCUACCAUGGCAGGGUUGAAUUCUCGAUUCUGAUUGGUCAGAAAGUGUUUGUUUUUUAAAAAAAAAAUUAUUUAUAUUAAGACACUCGUUCUGAGACGUUUCUGUAGUAACGAUUUAAACAGCGACUCGUCUAAAGAUUUUGGGUUUUUUUUUUUUUUUGUAAGACGUUAUUUAACACUUUGGGAAGGAGUCGUCAGUGCGUUGUAACAGUCCAGGAUAAAGCUGUAACUUCAGCAGAGACGGCUGGUUAGGGAAUGAAUUACGCACAGAGUUUAAGGAGAGAUUUAUUUAGGAGCCCGAAUUACGACUAAAUUGAAGUUUGACUGGUGCGUCUGGCUGCUUUUUCACAUAUAUGUUAAAAUGUAAAGAUAUGAUGAAUAAGCUUAUAAUUAUGCUGUUUCUAGGGUUAUACGGAAGCUGGAUCUCCAGGAGAAGGUUUGAAAUGGUCGAGUAAAAACUUUUUUUUUUUUUUUUUUUUUUUUUUUUUUUUUUAACCUCAGCUGAUCGUUCUCACUCCCUGAUCGUAAGAAACAAAUAGAGGCAAAAAUGAACAAUAUGAACGUUUCAAGUGCCAGAUUCACAACAGUGACACUUUCUGCACUGAUCCUUUUAUCUUACGUCUCUCGAACACUACUCUUCAAACCUCUCGUCUUGAUCCAAAUCGUUUUCGACGCUAUGACGUGUCCUGCUUUCACACUCCUGAACAUUUAAACCAUGCGCACUCAGAAAAAAUACCGUACGAUAGUACCCUUCUGUACCUUUAAUGUGCAUCGACUUUGAUACAGCGUACCUUUAAAGUUGAUUUAAGAUACUUCAAUGGUUUUUUUUGGGGUUUUUUUUUGAGUAAAGCUUUAAAGGUAAAAGAUACAUACUAAAGGUGCAAAAGGAAAGGUACCGUUUAGUACCUAUUCAUCACGACUCGGCACAUAGCUCUCCGUUCGUUCACUGUUCGUCUUCUAGCGCACUGUUUUGGGUGCAGCGAUUUUGUAGUGUUGUCUGAAUUCUCAGUAUUAGUUGGAUUCUUACCCAUAGUGCACCAUAAAUCUAGGGUACACACGAGUACCACAAUGCAUAGAGAUUUCUUUUAACUCGGAACGUUUUGGUCAAAAUGGACACCAAAGCAGCUGACUUCAUAUAUCCUGAUAAUUGUGUUUUUUGGGUUUUGUUUUUUUUUUAAACUUAAAAGCUAAUAGAAACUUUUUAGUGGCAUGUUUAAUGCAACUUUUUAAAGAAAAAAAAUCACUUUUAAUACUGAAGUAUUUUUAUAAUAAGCAAAUUAUUUAUGUAUCCAGUGCAGCGUCUCCCUCACUGCUGCCCCCUAUGUACUGCUCUGUAUAGAUCAGUCUUUAUAGUAAAUAGUGAACGAGUAGGGUAACGAAGCGAUUUCAGACACGGCACAAGAGCAGUACAGAACACGAGUUCUUUCAUAUUCAGUUCUUUUUUCCCCACUGUUUAAAGUUUAUCGGCAGAUUCACACAGCGCGGUUAGAUUCCAGGGCGACAACAUGCACACUUUAGCAUUACAUCUCAUUUAACGCACCUGAUUUAAGCUAGGAUGAAUUUGGCACGUUAGAAGACAGUCACAGAGAUAUUUAGGGCUUUCGCUUUCUAUCUCUAAAGCCUGGCUUUAUACCAGUCUGAGAUCUGCUCCUCUUCUCCCUGCUUCAUCCACACACACACAUACUUACUCACACUUACUCACAUAUGGCUGUUGGCUAGUACCGCUUUGUUUCUUUUCAGAAGUCCAGAAGUAAAUAACUAGUGGUAAAAGGUGUUCUUUUUUUUUGUUUUUUUUUUUAAACUGAAUUUUUAAUAUUGUCGUUAAAAAGAAAAAUGGUGGGAUUGUCUGAACAAAAGUAUGAGCCAUAUGAAUGUUUAUCAUCAGCACUUAUUUCAACUGGAUUGUAUUUCCAUUACUUUUCAUUUAGAAAUAGAUGUUUGUGUAAAAACAGGAUUUGCCAGACAGACCAGGAAGUGUCAGAACAGCCAAUCAGAUUAUGGAGAUUCAUGGAGGUUGAGAUUAACAAUACAGUGUCUGUGAACGUGUUGUUGGAGGAAUGUUCGGGAUGCACCAAUCGGAUACCGGGUACUGAUACGAGACCGAUAUUUGGAUCGCUUUUGGAUCAGAUUUCACUGUGAAAGUGUUCGGUUGACUGCCCCACCACUAAUAAUAAUGUACUUAUAUAAGGCACAACUUGUCUUUAACGUAACUCUGAACUCCAAAUGAAGUGUGUAAAUAGUUAUCCGUUUUCCGUUGGCUGAUUCAGAUCGUUUAGGUCUGUGUCUGGGUUGCGUUUUAUAACAGAACCGUUCUCAGAACCCGCGUAUAAACCGGAUUUGGGAUGAGUGACGUCACUAAACGCCAAAGUUUAUGCAAAUUAUUGAUCGAUCACAUGAUCCCCAGAUUUUUCAUUUCUUUUUAGCCACCAAACCUGCAUGAUAGCUAGCUAACUUUGCUAAAGUUUUGAUUAUAGUUUGGCUGCUGUUUAAAUUAAGCAGUGAGAAUUGCGACUAUGCAACUGAAGACUCCCACGUGUCUCGAAACCCGUGACAAAUGCGAGCCAGUUUUCUAAUUU